Molecule: messenger RNA, 2941 nt
Organism: Chilo suppressalis (striped riceborer)
Lineage: Eukaryota; Metazoa; Arthropoda; Insecta; Lepidoptera; Crambidae
Source: the annotation of a GenBank genome assembly
CCGGCGCACACUUUACAACUCCCGUUGAAAAAAGUUAUGAAACGAUGACCUUCUUCACUAACUCCGUCAUUUUUCUGUGUCUCGUUUCUGUAAACGCGCUUAGUAUAGAAAAAGUGAGUGAAAAAAAUAAUGUGACGAAACGCCAGGCCGAAUUCUUUCCCGAUUGGGUGCCGUUCAAAAACAAACAUGGAGAGGAACUCGGAGAAUUUGUUAGUGUACCCAAGACAAAACUAAAAAAGCGAUUGGCUCCACCAGUGAAUUUCAUCCUCAGAGCUGUAGCUGAACCUGAAGGUGACGAUUACUACGAGAAGGGCCAAGGUGGAGAUAGUGACAGUGAAGAUUAUUAUGAGAAAAAGGAGUGGUCGGAUGUAAAUCGACCUGCCGAAAUCGUUGAAACUGAUAAAAUAUUAAAUCAUACAGAUAUAUCAGAUAUCGACGGAGUUGUUAAUAUAAUAACUACGAAACCCGCUCUUGAUGUUGAUAAAAUUCAAAUAUCACUUUUUGACAAUAACGCAAACAAAACGAAAAAUGGAACAAACGAUUCUAUUGCGGAAGAAAUUAAAGAAAAUAAGUCAGUUGAAGUUGAGAAGAAGGAAUCUAGUGAAGAAAAAGCCCAAGACAAGAAGGUUGAUAAAAAAUAUGAAGAAGAAGCUGAAUAUGAAGAAUCAGAUGUAGAAAAACGAAAACCUGAAGAAACCGAAGAAGAGAAAAGAGAAAAUGAUGCAAAGAAAGCUAAAAUACUUGAUAGUGUUGACGAACUCAAAGUAAGGCACGCUGAAGAACAACGUGUGAUAUCGGAAAAAGAAGAAGAAGUAUUUAGAGAAGAGCACGAAAGAAAUAAUUUAAAACAUAAUCCUAAUGUUGGUAAAUACGAUAAUCGCGGUGGUUAUAAAAAAGUGUCCGAAUAUGAUGAAUAUGAAGACAGAGAAGACCCUGUUCAUGACAAAUAUAGAAUAAACCCAUUUAAAGAUGCAUCAGUGACUACCCGUCAGCCGAAGAAAACACGCAAACAAAAAAAGAAUAAAAGUAAAAAAGAAGGAGUAGGCAAAUUGUCCGUAUUUAAAAAUCCCCAACUUUACAUGGUAUACGAUGAAGAAACUGGUGAGGAAACUACAAAAAGACCAACAUCGACAUCAAGUUUGAAGUCUUCUCGGUUCUCUUCUCGUUACGCGACUUCUACUUCGUCCCCAGACCUUGAAGAAAACGAGAGUAUAUCGUUAGUACCUCAAAACACUGAAGGCAAAGAAGGAGAGCCAACGUUGUACUUCCCUAAAACACGAAAAAACAAGCGUAGACGCAAAAAUAAGAAAACAACCCCUGAGCCAGAUUCACAUGUAGCUGAGACAAUUAAAGAAACAGCUAAAGGUUUAACGACCGCUCCAGGUUUCCCUAUGACUGGGACCGGUCCUGAUACUACUGUUACAGCAGCUGAUACCACUGCUACGGCUACUGAUACCACAGGAACAGGUCUGGACACUACGGGAGCAGGCACAGUAACAACUGCUCAGGAGACUGCUCCGAGUGCUGUAAGUGAUACGGUACCGGCUUCCAGUGAUCACAAGGGUCACAAAGACAAAAACGAAAACUACAAAAAAGGUGGCGGUCGAGAAUAUAAAUCGGAACAUCAUGAGCAGCACGAGGAACAUGGCAAAAAGGCAUACGAGGGCGUCCACAAAGACACGAAAACCGCAAAGGGCCACCACGACCGAGAGGACCACCUCGGCAAGUACUCGGACCACGACGACCACAAGCAGAGCCACCACGUCGAGUCCGGCCACUACGGUGACCAUCACCAUGAGGAGCACGGCAAGAAACAUGCAAAGUACGAAGAAUCGGGCAAACAUUCGAAAGGGCACAGCACCAAAGGCAGUCACGACAUCCACAAGAAGGACGAAUACGAAAAGAAGGUGGAAUUCUUCGAGGAAGAAGGCGAUUCCGCAGAGGAAGAGAAGCAUGGCGGCUACGCAGACGAAAAGUCACACAAAAUGGGCGGGCACUUCGGUAAAGGCAAACACCAGGAGGGUCAUCAUCAACACCACAAGGGCGAUUCGGGCCACUUCCAGAAGGGCGGCCAUGCGGUCGGCCACAAGGGCCACCGCGCCUCUGGUGGUCACGAUGGUCACAACAAGAAUGGCCUCGCGCAUCACCACGAGGAAGGCAAGAAGUCGGGCAAGAAAUGGGUGUACCACCACGGCCAUCCCGCGAAGACUGCUAAUCUGGUCCUGAUCGACAGGCGAGCGGACCAAUAUUACCACGGACCGCAGUACUACGGAUAAAGAUAGUUAAACCAAUCUCAUUAGUGAAGUUAAACUAGACUUAUAGUAAGCUGUCAAAAACAUGAGGAACUCUUAACUCGAUAUGCUAUAAUUGUGAAGAUUUGUUUCUGUGAAAACAGCAGUGCUUUUCUGUACGAACAAACUCACUUUUCACUGCGGAAUCCAGGUUUUGUCAAAUUACGCUAGUAAAUUCUGCGGUGAAAAGUGAGUUAGUUUACAGAAUAGCACUGCACAAUUGAAGUUGGAAAUAAAAGGAAUUAGUUAUUAUAAAUAUAAUGGAAUGAAGUGAAAACGGCGAACUAUCUCAUUUGCACUUAUGGAGCGUGUAGCGAUUACGUCAUAGCUCUUAAUAGUGCCCUCCCUGUUUUUUAUUGGUUAAAACGUGAUAUUUAAAUAAUUUUCUUACAAAUUCCUUUUACUUCACAAUAAGUAUAUUUCUCAUAUGCGUCUCGUUGAUUUGUGUUUAAAAUCCUCUGAAUUUUAAAAUUUAGUAUUAAAAUUGAUAAUGAUCUUUAAUCUAAUUGAAUAUAUUGUCUCUUUUUCGAACCAUAAAUAAAUGAAAAAUUAGUAAUGAUAUUGCAUAUUGCUCAAGAUAUUCAUUUACAUUUUCCAACUGCUUACUAAUAAAUAUUAACGUGAUAUUUUGUUGUUAUAGUAGCAUUUUC